Messenger RNA from Exophiala bonariae, 1146 nucleotides. RefSeq lists its product as uncharacterized. Gene Ontology annotation, molecular function: nucleotide binding; oxidoreductase activity. Bases 1 to 1146 code for a protein of 381 amino acids. Gene Ontology annotation, cellular component: cytoplasm. NCBI's taxonomy places the organism in Eukaryota, Fungi, Ascomycota, Eurotiomycetes, Chaetothyriales, Herpotrichiellaceae. The transcript has a single exon. The record is from RefSeq and is a predicted model, not a curated record. Gene Ontology annotation, biological process: NADPH regeneration.
AUGGGAGACAUCUCGGGCUGCGUUGCGGCCGAUGGUCUUUCGGCCGAAGCCAAUGUCGAAUUGUCGCGAUCCUUGCCCCAGAUCUUGAAUUUCGGCGUCGUAGGCAUAGGCCGGAUGGGACAACAACAUGCCCUCAACAUCCUAAAAUCGGUCCCAAGAGCAAGACUAGUAUGCGCCUGUUCACCAGCUAAGGCUGAUCUUGUUUGGGCCGAGAGUAACUUGGUGCCUCAUGGGGUUGCAAUAUUUUCUACCUUUGAAGAGAUGAUCCAGUUUCCAGGCCUUGAUGCCGUUGUCAUCGCUUCCAUCACGGAGCUUCAUUACCCACACACAAAGGCGGCGCUUCAGCGGGGCGUCCACGUGUUGUGUGAGAAGCCUCUCGCACAAACUGUGGAGCAAGUGGAGGAACUUGUCUCCAUUGUCCACGCUUCACCACAGACUCGGCUCAUGGUGGGCUUCACCCGAAGAUUCGAUGAGAAUUACCAGGAGGCUGUUCAAAAGAUUCGAGAUGGCGCCAUUGGUUCACCGGUGGUCAUUCGGUCCCAAGGCUGCGAGAAGCUCGAUGACUCGGGCUUUAUGCACUCGUACGUGGUCAAUGCAGCACGAGGAGGUGGAUUCUUCGUCGACUCCGUCAUUCAUGACAUCGACCUCACUCUAUCAUUCCUCGAGGUGGGCGGCAAGCCGGUGCAGCCGAGAUCUGUCUGCGCAUUUGGUAAUAUAGCUCAUUUCAAGCAGCUUGAAGACGAGUCUCUGCGUGACGCAGACAAUGUCGUAGGUACAGUCCAAUACUGGGGUGGCCAAAUAUCAUUUCAUUACAAUUCACGCACCGCGGCAGCGGGCUACGACAAUCAGACAGAAAUCUUCGGCACUCAAGGCAAGAUCUCGGUCAAUCUAGUCUCAAGGCGCAACAGAUUAGAAUUAUCCGACCAAAGCGGGAUACACGUCUCGGCUUUAGCGAGCUGGCACGAUCGCUACAAACCAAGUUUUGUGUCAGAGUUAGCCGUAUACACUGACGCGGUUUUGGAAAACAAGCAGAUGCCAAUCUCACUGGAAUCCUGCAUUACGAGCCUGAAAAUUGCACAAGCUUUGCAGGAAAGUUUUAGAACUGGGAAAAUGAUCGAGUUCGAUAAAGACGGGAGGCGGAGAUAA